This is a messenger RNA of Bipolaris oryzae ATCC 44560, 312 nucleotides long. RefSeq lists its product as uncharacterized. The transcript has a single exon. The record is from RefSeq and is a predicted model, not a curated record. Lineage: Eukaryota; Fungi; Ascomycota; Dothideomycetes; Pleosporales; Pleosporaceae. The annotation marks the transcript as partial.
UUCUCUCCAAUCGAACGAUUACAAAAACGCCCUAGACCUGAUGACGACGCGUAUAGUCCUCCUCCUCUUGAUACCCACAGCGCUAUCGCCAUCAUCACCAGCCAGAGACUCAUCAUCAGUAAUCUCAAAAUUCAUCUCUUCAGCCCCACCGGCGGCAUCAUCAAUAGCAUGAUUUCCCACCGCAUGCGCCAAACUAGCGAAUUCAUCCGAGUCCAGCUCCACCUCUUCAACAACAUUACCAUGACCAUUAUUAACAAUAUCUCUCGUUGCCAAGUCCUCUUCUUCUUCGGCUGGCGGACUCAGCUUCAAUAA